Molecule: messenger RNA, 572 nt
Organism: Sitophilus oryzae (rice weevil)
Lineage: Eukaryota; Metazoa; Arthropoda; Insecta; Coleoptera; Curculionidae
Gene: RpS26
Product: 40S ribosomal protein S26
Exons: 3
Coding region: 112-462 (116 amino acids)
Biological process (GO): translation
Cellular component (GO): ribosome; cytosolic small ribosomal subunit
Molecular function (GO): structural constituent of ribosome; mRNA binding
Source: RefSeq, a predicted model, not a curated record
UUUCGCGCUUAAACCAUACCGGUAGUAGUGCCAUCUGGAAUGUUACUAUUAUGACAGGCCAUUCCGGUAAAAUUUCUUUUGAAUUGUCAGUGGUGCAAGUGAAAACAUAAAAUGACUUGCAAAAGAAGGAAUGGCGGUCGUGCUAAGCACGGAAGAGGACACGUACAACCAGUACGCUGUACCAACUGUGCUAGAUGUGUCCCUAAGGAUAAAGCCAUCAAAAAGUUCGUGAUUAGAAAUAUCGUCGAAGCCGCAGCUGUUAGAGAUAUUUCCGACGCGUCCGUGUACCCACAAUACGUUCUCCCCAAGUUAUACGCAAAGUUGCACUAUUGCGUAUCCUGUGCUAUCCAUAGCAAAGUAGUGCGUAACAGGAGCAAAAAGGAUAGGAGAAUCAGGACUCCACCACAAAGGAACUAUCCUGGACGUGACAACAACAGAGCCCAAGCCGCUCAAAGAAAGUAGUUAUUAUACUUUUAUUUUAAGUAAAAUUUUCCAAUAAAUGUGGAUAUAAAGUAAGGUUUUUUAUUGAAACUAUUUGUUUCUUAAUCUAAAAUAAAACAAAAGUAUUGUUU